AACCGUUCCUCCCUCCCUCCUCCCCUUCUUCCUCGGUGAGGCGCUCCUCCAGUGGCCAGGCAGCAUGGCGGCGGUGGAGACGCGUGUGUGCGAGACGGACGGUUGCAGCAGCGAGGCCAAGCUCCAGUGCCCAACCUGCAUCAAGCUGGGCAUCCAGGGCUCGUACUUCUGCUCGCAGGAAUGUUUUAAAGGAAGUUGGGCAACUCACAAGUUACUGCAUAAGAAAGCAAAAGAUGAAAAGGCCAAGCGAGAAGUGUCUUCCUGGACUGUAGAAGGGGAUAUCAACACUGAUCCAUGGGCAGGUUAUCGAUAUACUGGAAAACUCAGACCCCAUUAUCCACUGAUGCCAACAAGGCCAGUGCCAAGUUAUAUUCAAAGACCAGAUUAUGCUGAUCACCCUUUAGGAAUGUCUGAAUCUGAGCAAGCUCUUAAAGGUACUUCUCAAAUUAAGUUACUCUCAUCUGAAGAUAUAGAAGGGAUGCGGCUCGUAUGUAGGCUUGCUAGAGAAGUAUUGGACAUUGCCGCUGGGAUGAUUAAACCAGGUGUAACUACUGAAGAAAUAGAUCAUGCUGUACACUUAGCAUGCAUUGCAAGAAAUUGCUAUCCUUCACCCCUGAAUUAUUAUAAUUUCCCCAAGUCUUGUUGUACUUCAGUGAAUGAAGUGAUUUGCCAUGGAAUUCCAGACAGACGGCCCUUGCAAGAAGGUGAUAUUGUUAAUGUGGACAUCACUCUUUAUCGAAAUGGUUAUCAUGGGGACCUGAAUGAGACAUUUUUUGUUGGAGACGUGGAUGAGGGAGCUCGGAAACUGGUUCAGACCACGUAUGAGUGCCUGAUGCAAGCCAUUGACGCAGUAAAGCCUGGUGUUCGAUACAGAGAAUUGGGAAACAUUAUUCAGAAGCAUGCACAAGCCAAUGGAUUUUCAGUUGUUCGAAGUUACUGUGGGCAUGGAAUCCACAAGCUUUUUCAUACAGCCCCCAAUGUACCCCACUACGCCAAAAAUAAAGCAGUUGGAGUGAUGAAGGCUGGUCAUGUAUUUACAAUUGAGCCAAUGAUUUGUGAAGGUGGAUGGCAGGAUGAAACCUGGCCGGAUGGCUGGACGGCGGUGACGAGAGACGGGAAGCGAUCAGCCCAGUUCGAGCACACUCUGCUGGUCACGGACACGGGCUGUGAGAUCCUGACCCGGCGGCUUGAUAGCGCACAGCCUCACUUCAUGUCCCAGUUUUAAUUUCUCCCGAGACGGCACAUCUCACUUAUACUUUCUGGCCGUACUCCACAUUUUAUUGAGAGUACAGAAUGGAAGAGGAAAUUUUUUUAUUACUUGUUUUGUUUUGACUAUCGAUAAGGAAGGACUACAACAUCUGACGUGUCCUCAAGAACUUGUCUUGGGUCUGAAAAGGCCAAGAAGAAUAAAGGAAGCAUUUCUCAACUCCCCCCACCGCCCCCGCCCCGCCCACAAAUCUCUGCACCCCUGUUUUUCUUCCUUGUCCUUUGAGCACUUUUACUUAAACCUGCUUCUAGUUGCUUCUGUCACUGCCACCGCUGGGCCAGCACCGCCAGCUGCUUUCCAGGUGAGUGCUGGAGAGGAGAAUCCUUGAGACUUCUGCAACAUACGUUGCUCCCAAUUUUUUUUUUUAAUAUUAUGUAUGUGUGGAAGUAUAUACGUAUACAUUUUAAAUUCCGUGUAUGUAAUUACUAAAUACUAUGUGACCUGGGGUUUGUGCUCAUUCUGCCCUGAUGGGGUUCUGUGCUGUCAUAAACGGACCCAUCGUUUGCAGUGAUUUAGUUCCCAGCUGGAAAUUGGCUUCCCUCCUUCCCCUGCUAAUUCUUUACGCUUAUAAUUGUGCAUAAGAAAGCACUUGGUCAGUGAGACCCCAGUGUGGGCUCUGUGUGAGUGAAUGUAUGUGGCAAAAUCCACUUUGGACAAACGUUAUCAGGUUUUUAAAAGUCGAGUUUAUGGCAGAAACAGCUGUGCUCCAAGCGGAAGCUGGCUGUUGCAGAGAAUGACGUUUUUGUAAUAUGUUGCUAUUUCAGACCUCUGUUUGGUAAUUAUGGGAGGAAAAAUGCUCCCUUCCCCUCUCUGUCCUACUUCAAGGGCAUACCUUGGAAAGAUACUCAGAGAAGGCUGGAGGUUGCAAUGUGGAAGUUGGGGAAGAGAGUUCUGAAGCCUCUCCAGCAGGGAGCAGAGUCUGGAAGUACUGACGUCUGGUACAGCUGGUGGUGGGGCGGAAGGACAUCUCUGGAGGUUGGACAGUUCCCUUGGAGUAGGGAUGCGCUGUCCUGGGUGUGCUGAAAUCACACUUCUCUUUUACACAGUUGGGAACCUCAGUAGACAUGACCUUCGUUGCCCAGCCUCUGUGCUCCUUUCAGUAGUUCAGUCCCAGGUGGGAGAGUAUCCAGUGAAGACAGAUCAAAGUCAUUGUCACUGGAGAAUACUCGAUUCCUGGGUAUCUGGAAACUGUAUGCGAAGGUAAUUUGAUUCCACUGACAUGUCACACUUGUAAGAGACAUCUUUCCCAGAGUGCCUCGGACCUUUAUUGCUUUAAAGGAAUUACGAUAAUGUUUUCAUUACUUUUUAUUAUUUUAAUGAUUUAGUAAUGUGGCUGAAUCUGGUAUAGACUUUUGGGGGUAUGUGUGUGAAGUUUUUUAUCAAACUGUAAUAUUUGUGAAUGGAAUGCCUUGCAAUAUAAAUGUUAAUAUAAUGUGUAAAGGGAGAUUAAAAAGUUUGAAUGAUUAUUCUGCCA
This is a messenger RNA of Dama dama (fallow deer), 2741 nucleotides long. RefSeq names its product methionyl aminopeptidase 1 (gene METAP1). The record is from RefSeq and is a predicted model, not a curated record. The coding region runs from base 65 to 1225 and encodes 386 amino acids. The transcript is spliced from 11 exons. Gene Ontology annotation, biological process: proteolysis. Gene Ontology annotation, molecular function: metalloaminopeptidase activity. NCBI's taxonomy places the organism in Eukaryota, Metazoa, Chordata, Mammalia, Artiodactyla, Cervidae.